This is a messenger RNA of Closterium sp. Naga37s-1, 5925 nucleotides long. NCBI's taxonomy places the organism in Eukaryota, Viridiplantae, Streptophyta, Zygnematophyceae, Desmidiales, Closteriaceae. The record is from the annotation of a GenBank genome assembly.
AUGGGUCGGUUAAGACCCCAAAGCGUGCUGCUUCUCUCAGUUUGCUGCCUGCUAGUAGCCAUCACGUACGGUAUAGUCGACGACCCCGAGAUUUCGCGAUGGCACCCAAGCGUUCCCAGAGACAUGAUUCCGAAGCUGAAAGAGAGGCAUGCCAUGAGGAUGAGCAUGUCUUCGCGACCGCGUGCACCUCGUAAACCAUCCGCUGCUAGCAACUUCUGCCAUCGGCCGAGCUUCACAGUUCCUCGAUGCCACUUCUGCCACGGAAAGGCCGACGGUGUCUACGCCGACGCUACCGCUGACCCUCCAUGCAGCGCGUACCUCGUGUGUCGCCGGCAGCAGCUGGCCUCUAUGAACAACUGCCCUGACGGCACAUACUUCAACCUUGAAACAGCAUCCUGCGGCGCGCUCGAGCGUUCAUCCUGCGCCGUUUCCGUCGCGUCCGCCGCCGCCGCUUCAAGUGGAGUCGCUGGGUUCGUUGGCGUUGCACGCGGGGCCGGCGGGCUUGUGGUCGGUACGGAGGAGGAGGUGCAGGUGGAGAGCGUUGGUGACCGCCGGAAGCUGCAGGGAUGGGGUCCCAAGGCCGUUUUCACGAAGCCGCCCCCUAAAGCACCUGCGGCCAAUCCGACGAACUGGGUGGAAGUGAACGCCCUCCUUGCACUCAAGAACAGCAACAUCGACGCGUACUACAAGCUGAAGACGUGGCGCGUUCCUACUGCACCGGCGCAGCGCCAAAAUAACUUCAUCUGCGGAAAGUGGUGGGGAGUCAAGUGCAACAAGCUCGGUUCCGUGACUGAGCUGAAUCUUUACGAGUCCGGCCUGGCGGGAGUUCCCAGUGUCGCGAUGAACAGUAUUCCACCGGAAAUCGGCAACCUGACUUCGCUUAUCGUUCUCGACAUCACCGGAACACAGAACCGCCUGACGUCUCUUAUCGGGGUGAUUCCUAAGGAGAUCAGCAAGCUGACGAAACUGGAGUCUCUGGCGCUCGGUUUCAACCGGUUGGUGGGAUCCAUUCCCGAGGGCAUCUCCGCUCUUACCAACCUCGUGACGCUGGAUCUUACCCAGAAUAACAUCACGGGCAGUAUUCCCAGCGGUAUCGGGAAGCUGAAAAAACUCGCCACGCUUAACUUGGGUCUGAACGGGCUGAGCGGACAGAUUCCGACGUCUUUGGGGCAGAUGGAGAGCCUUGCGUCGCUUAGUCUUCGUGUGAACUCGCUCACGGGGGGGAUUCCGGAUUCGUUGGCCAACUGCAAGCAGCUUGGAUUUAUCGAGAUUGGCACCAAUCAGCUUUCGGGGCCGCUGCCCGUGUGGCUGAAGGACGUCGCGGGGUACAUCGACAUUGGUUACAACAAUUUCUCGGGUGUCAUUCCGCCAGCAUGGAAGGAUUUCAAGGGGUACUUCCUGGGGCUUCACGAGGCGGGCAAGUUCGGCCAGCUGCCCGUGAGCAUCGUGCAGGCGAUGUGCUCGAUGGUUACCGUGAUGGAAUUCUCAAAUAUUUUCACCGGCGGCAAAUUGGACGAAUGGGACCUUUCGGGCUGCACGGCUCUCUCCAUGGUUUACCUCGAGAGGAACAAUCUUGUCGGCGACGUCGGGAAAUUCCUAGGAGCCGUUCCGGCCGCCUCGUACAUCCAGGUCAUCAUUCUUUCCCAGAACCAGCUCACCGGCGAAAUCCCACCGCAGAUCUUCCAGAUUCCGACGCUGACGCAGUUCGACGCGGACAGCAACCAGCUCACGGGCACCCUGCCGCUGAUGCAAUGCACCGGGACACUCGCCAACAUGGUUCCGACGGCCCUCAACGUGUCGGUGAAUCGCAUGUCAGGCGUGCUUCCGGAGCGAUUUCUCGAGAAUUGCAACAUGAGCCAAAUCGAUCUCAGCCACAACCAGUUUUCCGGACCUGUUCCCGCGGGGAUUGCUCAGAGCCAGUCAUUGGCUGUUCUGGAUCUGACGAACAAUUCCUUCACGGGGGAUGUUCCCGUGCCUACCAGCUGCCUUGGCAACGGUAACUUCCUCCUCCACUCGCUGCGCCUCGGUCUCAACCAGUUUACUGGCAAGCUGCCGAACCUGCUCGGGAACUGCACGGGUUUGGAGGAUCUGGAUCUUUCGGGUCUCGAAAUCACCGGCGAUCUUAACGAAGGGUUCACGAACAUGGGAGGCGGUUACAGCGUGCUUCAAGUGAAUCUUUCCAGCACUUCCCUUUCCGGAAAUCUCCCAGAAGCGCUCAAUAAUUUCGUCUACAUUUCCUCGCUCGAUCUCUCCAACUCCCGCUUCCAAGGACCCGUCCCCUCCACCGUCGGCGAUCUUAUCAAUCUGCGGAAGCUCGACCUGUCUGGUAACCAGCUGAGCGGCCAGUUGCCAGCUCAGAUCGGAAACCUCACAGCAGCCACUGCAAUCGCCAUGGAGCGUAACCAGCUUUCGGGAACCAUUCCGCCAGAGAUCGCUCCGCAGCCGUCCUCGCGCCACCUGGCGUUCCUCACUGCGCUGGACCUAUCAAACAACGACUUCACCGGGCCUAUCCCGUACGGAUUCGCCAACGCGUCGUCGUCGUUCUACCUGGACGUGUCUCAGAACGAGCUGUCCGGCGCGAUUCCCGGCGGCAGCUCCGGCUACUUCGCAUCCGCGAACCCAGCAACCAUCAGCGGGAACGACGGUCUGUGCGGAAUGCCCGGCUACCCGGACUGCCCAACCCCGAAUAGCCUAUCCGCGGGCGCGAUCGCGGGGAUUGUGGUCGGCGCGGUGGUCGGCCUGGUGCUGAUUGCGGUGGCGGCGUGGUGGUUCUCCCGGAGGAACGAUCCGUGGUCGGGCGGCACGAUGCUGGUGUUUGAGAAGCUGGACUUCAAGCUCACGGUGGGGCACAUCCUGGAAGCCACGGAGUUUUUCAGUGACAAGUACAAGCUCGGCCGAGGCGGCUUCGGUACCGUCUACAAGGCGUGCCUUCAGGACGGUCGCUCAGUGGCCAUCAAGCGGCUGGCAGCGCAGAGCACGCAGGGCAACCGCGAGUUCCAAGCAGAGAUGGAAACCCUGGGCAACAUCCGCCACCGCAACCUGGUCGUCCUCGUUGCCGCCUACAUUGCCCCCGGGCAGUCCACGGAGCGUCUGCUCAUCUAUGACUUCCUCUCAGGCGGCAGUGUGGAUACCAUCUUCAUGAAGGAGCUUCCCAAGGAUAAUCCCUUCUGCAAGUGGUCGGUGCGGAGGAACGUGGCGCUGGAUACCGCGCGUGGAAUGAAGUACCUGCACCACGACUGCACUCCUAGGAUUAUCCAUCGCGAUAUGAAGCCCGGGAACGUGCUGCUCGAUGACCAGAUGGUGGCUCAUGUCGCUGAUUUUGGUCUCGCCAGGGAGAUUGAUGUGAAGCAGUCGCACAUGUCGACCAAGGUGUUUGGAACUAUCGGGUAUCUUGCACCCGAGUAUACCCGCCAGGGCCGGCUGUCGUUCAAGAGUGACGUGUUCGCGUACGGAGUUAUGCUGCUGCAGCUGAUCACCGGCAAGCAGCCCACAGAUGAGGACGUGGCAGAACGUGGGCUCGCCAGGUGGGCGGAGGCGAACGGCGCGGCGGCGAUUGUGGACCCUCGGAUGGAGCUGGAGCCCGGGGAGAUUGACCAGAUUCUGGGCGCGGUGAAGCUGGGUCUGCUGUGCACAGCGCGUGUGGCAUCUGACAGGCCCAGCAUGCCUGAGAUUGUGCAUCUGCUGGAGAAUCUGGAGGACUUUGCCAAGGGCCCCCCUAUGCCGAGCAGUGAAAGGCUCGUCAACAGUAGUGCGGAAGCUGUACCUCGUGCACAGACCUCAGCACCACCAGUGGUGGUUGUGAACCGCAUCAUCCCUUCUCUUCUCCGACCCCUUUCCCUCCAUGCAGUGCAAGGCUCGUCCACAGAGCAAAGAAAGCUGUACCUGGUGCACAUGACCCCCGCACCACCAGUAGUAGUGGCUGGUCGACGCAUCAGCCAUGCACAUAACGCUAGCCCCUUCCCCUCCCUCUCCCCUCCCCUUUGCCAUGCAGUGCGAGGCUCUUCCACAGAGCAAAGAAAGCUGUACCUGGUGCACAUGACCCCCGCACCACCAGUAGUAGUGGCUGGUCGACGCAUCAGCCAUGCACAUAACGCUAGCCCCUUCCCCUCCCUCUCCCCUCCCCUUUGCCAUGCAGUGCGAGGCUCUUCCACAGAGCAAAGAAAGCUGUACCUGGUGCACAUGACCUCCGCACCACCAGUGGUGGCUUACACGCAGCAGGCAGAGGAGUUGAGAAAGCGGCCGGGUGUGGGGCAGGUGGUAAGGGCGAAGGGGAAAGUGCGUGUGUUCACGACGUACACGCCCAAGUAUAUGAAGCUGGGGAAGAUGUGGGGGGGCGUGGGCGGGCAGGGGCGAGCAGGGGAGGGCGUGAUUAUUGGAGUGCUGGACUCUGGGAUCUGGCCGGAACACCCGUCUUUCUCCGACAAGGUGUGUGCGUUUGUGAAGAGAAAUGUGGGUGGGGCGGGUGGUGGGGGCGUGGGCGGGCAGGGAGGAGUAGGGGAGGGUGUGAUUAUUGGAGUGCUGGACUCUGGGAUCUGGCCGGAACAGCCUUCCUUCUCGGACAAGGGUUACGGACCAGUGCCAAAGAGAUGGAAAGGGGCAUGCCCGGGGCUGAGCAGGUGCAACCGCAAGGUCAUCAGUGCAUGCUACGUUCCUCCCCUCUCCUUCCCCCCUCUCUUUCCACCUCUCCUCGCACCACCCACAGGGCUAUGGACCAGUGCCAAAGAGAUGGAAAGGGGCGUGCCCGGGGCUGAGCAGGGCUACGGGCCAGUGCCCAAGAGGUGGAAAGGGGCGUGCACAGGCCUGAGCAGGUGCAACCGUAAGCUGAUCGGCGCGCGCUACUUCCUCAAGGGCUAUGAGGCAGAGUAUGGCAAGCUGGCUCGAGGGGAGUAUCGCUCUGCUCGGGACGCUGGCGGGCACGGCACGUGGUGUGCGGGAGCAGCAGCAGGCAACGCCGGGGUGGUUCUGACAGACGAAUUCAGAUCGACCGCUGGACCGGCCAGUGGCAUGGCGCCACGUGGCAGGCUGGCGGUGUACAAGGCGAUCUGGUUCAACGCGUCAGAGGGGUACGGCCACGACUGCGACAUCUUUGCAGCCGUUGAUCAGGCCGUCGCGGACGGUGUGGAUGUGCUCUCCAUGAGCAUUGGAUCGGGCGAAGACACCUACUUUGGCGACCUGCAUCUGUUGAGAGCGGUGAAGGCGGGUGUGUUCCUGGCCAUGGCAGCGGGCAACGAGGGCCCGCCCCCUACGACUCAGAAGCCCUUUGGGUUCCGCACUCUCAGCAACGCUGCUCCGUUUUACCUCACUGUCGCCGCCAGCUUAUUAUUGCUCACCCUCACUUCCCUUCUCACCCUCACUUCCCCUCUCACCCUCACUUCCCCUCUCACUCUCACUUCCCUCUCACCCUCACUUCCCUCUCACCCUCACUUCCCUCGCACCCUCACUUCCCCUCUCACCCUCACUUCCCUCUCACCCUCACUUCCCUCUCACCCUCACUUCCCCUCGCACCCUCACUUCCCCUCGCACCCUCACUUCCCCUCUCACCCUCACUUCCCCUCUCACCCUCACUUCCCUUCUCACCCUCACUUCCCCUCUCAUCCUUACUUUCCCCACUCCUACUUCCACUUCUCUCGGCACCCCAGCUCAACAGAUGACGACUGGGGCUUCUUUGGUCGCUCUGCACAGUCAGCAAAGUCAAUACAAGUCAACGGAACCUCGCUGCCUGCUGCUGCAACUGCCGUCCAGGUGAGAGGCCUGCUGGAAGCAUCAGGGGAACUUUCAGAUGCAGAGUCAGCCAAGGCAGCUCUCAGACCCCAUGAUGGCCCCCUUCUCUUCCACGGAGCCUUUCUAUUGAGGCGCCUAAAAGCUCCCCCCAUUCCCCUCUCCCCCUCGUCCCACACACCCCCGCGCCAGCCAAGGCAGCUCUGA